Molecule: messenger RNA, 2309 nt
Organism: Eucalyptus grandis
Lineage: Eukaryota; Viridiplantae; Streptophyta; Magnoliopsida; Myrtales; Myrtaceae
Product: putative receptor-like protein kinase At4g00960
Exons: 8
Coding region: 21-1964 (647 amino acids)
Biological process (GO): protein phosphorylation
Molecular function (GO): ATP binding; protein kinase activity
Source: RefSeq, a predicted model, not a curated record
ACCAAAGAAACGGGAAAGAGAUGGAUCCUCCUAAUCUCCCUCUCUUGCUUCUUCUCACCUUGGCUUCCACCAUUAACGCCCAAUUUUUCCCAGCUCCUUACUGUGGUUCGACUGGCAACUUCACCGCCGACAGCACCUACCAAACCACCCUCACCGCCCUCCUCUCCUCCAUCUCCACCACCAACUCCUUGUCCCUCAAGUACGGCUUCUUCAAUGCCUCCGCCACCGUCUCCGGUGCCUCCCAGACCCUCUACGUCAUCGGCUCCUGCCGCGGCGACCUCACUGCCGAGAGCUGUCGCGCCUGUCUCAACGCCUCGGCCUCUGACAUUCGUGACCUCUGCCCCCUCCAGAAGGAGGCGGUCCUCUACAGCGAGAACUGCACCGUCUGGUACUCUAAUGCCUCGAUCUUCGGCACGGUCACAACCGACCCUGUCUACCAGCUGGCCAACGUUAACAACGUCGCGAGCCCAGACACGUACAACGCAGCACUGAGGACGCUGCUGGGUAGUCUGCAGGGCGAGGCGGCAGGCGGUGGCUCGCUGAGGAAGUAUGCGACGGGGAAUGCGUCAGCGGAUUACAACAAGAUCUAUGCGAUGGUACAGUGCACGCCGGACUUGACGGAGCAGCAAUGCAGCGACUGCCUGGUGACAGUCGUCGGGAUAUUUGGGCAGUGCUGUGUCGGGAAGUUGGGGGUGAAUAUCAUGGCACCGAGUUGCCGAUUCCGGUACGAGACCAAUGCUCGGUUCUAUGACCUGGUCGGUGAGCCACUUCCCCCGCCACCCGCACCACCACCUCCACCACUGGAAAGUGGAAAGAGCAAUUCAACUAAGGCUGUGAUCAUUGCAGUCGCCACAAGUGUUUCUGUGGUACUCGUUAUCGGCAUUGCCAUACUUCUGGUAGUGCAAAGGAAGAAGAAGCAGCCCAGACAAAGAAUUGAAGAAGUGGAUGAAAUUAGCACGGCGGAGUCGCUGCAAUUUGAUUUUGGGACUAUCAGGGCUGCAACUGAUAACUUCUCCGAUUCCAAGAAGCUUGGACAAGGUGGCUUUGGCGUUGUAUACAUGGGUCAGCUCUCCAAUGGACAGGAAAUCGCGGUGAAACGGCUAUCGCAGAAUUCAGGCCAAGGAGAAGUAGAAUUCAAGAACGAGGUCAUGUUACUAGCUAGGCUACAACAUAGGAACUUGGUCAGGCUCUUGGGUUUCUGUCUGGAAGGAGUCGAGCGGCUUCUCAUUUAUGAGUUUGUGCCCAAUUCAAGCCUUGAUCAAUUCAUUUUUGAUCCCCUGAAACGUGCGAAUCUUGAUUGGGAUAGGCGUCACAAGAUAAUAAUGGGUGUUGCACGAGGGCUACUUUAUCUACAUGAAGACUCUCGACUUCGUAUCAUCCAUCGGGACCUCAAAGCUAGCAACAUUUUGCUGGACUCAAACAUGAAUCCAAAGAUAUCGGAUUUCGGUAUGGCGAGACUAUUCGAGUUGGACCAAACUCAGGCAGAAACAAAUCGAAUAGUGGGGACCUACGGAUAUAUGGCACCGGAAUAUGCUAUGCACGGAAACUUCUCUGUCAAAUCCGAUGUCUUUAGUUUCGGAGUACUGAUUUUGGAGAUUGUGAGUGGUCAGAAGAACAAUCUUUUCCGCUUGGGUGAUAGUACAGAGGUCCUCACAAGCUAUGUUUGGAAGUGUUGGAGGGAAGGAACAAUAACAAACAUUAUCGAUCCCUCUGUGACUGCUGGUUCUAGUACUGAAAUCGCAAGGUGCAUCCACAUUGGACUGCUAUGUGUCCAAGAAAACGUGGCUGACCGGCCAACGAUGGCCUCGGUCCUUUUGAUGCUUAAUAGCCACUCGGUCACUCUCCAAGUGCCGUUGCAUCCCGCAUUCUUCAUACACAGGGGUGCUGAAUCGGAUGUGUCAUCUACGCAGGAUUAUAGUUCAAGGGUAUCUGAGGUCGAAUCGAAUCACCUCUUGAAAAAUUAGGCCUCUGUGACCGAUCCAUAUCCACCGUAGCCCUGACAAACAGGAGAUCGGUGUGCAUUGUGCACUAAAUUUCAUGUUUAUCAUGGUUUUUAGACCAUAAAAAUGACAUUCUCAUGAUUUAAUCCUUCCUCUAGAUUAUUGAGGAGUUAUAUGGCUUCAUUGGCUUGGGAUUGAAUCCAGAAUCAUUGAAUGUCGGAAGUGAAGGAUACUCUUGAAAGGUCAUGCCUUACCCUAUUUGGUCUGAUUUAAGACAUGAGGAUUCAAGCCACAAGUCCAGGCGCUACUGUAAUUCUGCUGCCCCACUGCAGUUAGACCUUCAUCAAAUUUUUUAAUUGUACGCUGUGU